Molecule: messenger RNA, 330 nt
Organism: Adineta steineri
Lineage: Eukaryota; Metazoa; Rotifera; Eurotatoria; Adinetida; Adinetidae
Source: the annotation of a GenBank genome assembly
AUGUAUUUUAAUAAAAUAUAUGCAAGUUCAACUGAACGUAUUGUUACAAGAUCAUCAUCAUCAAAUGAUGCAUAUGAUAUUGAACUUCAACAUCCACAACCGAGAAGACGACAAAUAUCUGAUCAUUACCAAGAAAAUGAUGACAUGAAAGAUCAACAUUUUGCACGUGCAUAUUCCGUACCACCAAAACAAACUCAAUUCUAUUCAUCGUCACCUGAUCAAACAUCAUCUAUGAAUAAUAUCGUUACCAUUCCAACAAAUCUUCCUAGUUUCAUGUCUCCGGAUCCUUUUAUAACAUCCUCAUUACCCACAGUAGUCGAAGAGAAGUAA